CAGUCGUUCAGACACUCAACCUGCAACUCAGUCGCAACGUUUAUUAUGGUAUAUCAUCAAAUAUAAAAUGGAAUAGCUACAAACAAGUGUAUCAAGUUCAAACAAUGACAGAACUGAACUUCAUCCUUGUGUUCGUUCACGUGAUGUCUUCUGGGCCUGGGACACAUGCAGUAAAAGCAACUAAGGUGGUCUAUCUUGCGGCGGAGCACGACAACAUCGCCAUCAGUUGGGACUUCCAUGUCCAGACUGAUGUAUCUUCCACCACCUUGAACUGUAUUGAGAUUUCACAUCAUUCUAGGAUUCUGUUUCUGAUGGUAAGGGGGGAUGAAGUCGCAGAAUCUCAAGAUCCUCAGUUUAGAGGACGAGUUCGUUGUGACAAAGACGCUCUCAAAGAUGGUCAGAUUAAGUUCAGACUGUCCAGACUGACUCCAGAAGACUCUGGAAGUUACGUCUGUAAGCUGACACACUUUGACCGGACACUAAGAAGAACAGCUGUUCAAGCUUCUGUAAACUUGGUCUUGAAUGUGGACAACUCUCCUUCAGCUCAGAAACCUCCACCGUCAAGACCGAUGGUCACUAAAAAGCCACCUACUGAAGCACCAUCAACAGACAUGAAAUGGGGUAUGGUUCUAGCGAUUCUUGGACUAGUUGCUGUUGUUGGACAUUUGUCCUGUUGUUUGACAACUUUUUGUAGACGAUAUAACAAGGAUCAACGACAGGAUAACAGGCUUCAACAACGGGACGCUCUCAUCGACCUCCUGAUCAACGUCAACACGCCCUGAUCCAGACACUCCUCUGAUGACUCCACAGACCAACCAACAGGCAGAGGACAACUUGGUUGAGGACUGACUAGAAGUCAGCUGUCUGAUCUUUGAUCAGGUUUGACUGACUCAGUGUUUCUUAAUUCCAGUCCCUGGGACCCCUGGAUGUUUUAGACCAGUAGUCUUCAACCCAGGUUCAAUUCAAUUCAAUUUUAUUUUUAUAGCUCUAUUACAACAAAAGUUGUCUCUAGACGCUUUCCAGAGACCAGAACAUGACCUCCGAGCAAUUAUUACAUAAACAAUGGCAGGUAAAAACUCCCCUAGUGGGAGAAAAACCUUAAGCCAAACAGUGGCAAGAAAAACUCCCCUUUAGGAUGAAGAAACCUGGACCAGGACCAGGACCCUCCUGCCGGAGGCCAGACUGGGGGGGUCGGCAGGCCAGGGCAUCAGCAAGCACACAGCAGACAUCCACACAGGCAGGUGGAAGCAGCAGUGGGGUGAUCAGAGUGGGGGACUGCAGGCCAGCAGCUCCUGAAGCUCCGGCCUGCAAACAUGCACAAAAGAGAAAAAAGGGGGCCAGCACAAGAAAGUACAGGAAGGAUGGACAAAAAUGAUGGCUAGGAGAUACUUAUAAUAAAUAAAAAAAUGGAAGAGGAGAAGAGAAGAAGGAAAGAGGAGAGGAGAAGAAGGGUGAGAGGCACCGCCCAGCGGAUCAUGUCGGUGCCCCCCUGCAGCAGAGGCCUAUAGCAGCAUAUCUACCAUGAAGCUAUGUUUGAGACUAACUAUUAUAGUCUUGUUCUAUAGCUGCAGCUAUGACUACUGACUCUAACACACUAGACUUUACACAAACUAGAGGUCCUGGAAAUAUACUGUCCUGGAUGUUUUAGAUGUUCUCUGUUUCAGCACAGCGGAUUUUAAUUAAUGGACUUCACAAGUUUGUCAUUAAGGUUUAUAAAAUUAAUUUGUAUGAGGGUGUGUUACGUAAUACAGGGAAACAUUUAAAACAUGCAGGAUAGUGGUUCUCCAGGACCAGACUUGGCUAUCCCUGACGUAGUCUGUGUCAUUUUGCAAUAGACAAAAAAUUGGAUUUACCUCCCUUUUCAAAUGACUUAACCAUUUGGUUUCAGAUGCCAUUGUGAAAAUCCAGCACCUCCAUAUGUAGUUUAUAUUUCAGGUCUAAAGGAACAAAUUAAAUAGAUAAUAGAAUAUUUUGGGAUAAAGGACUCAGUGAGUGAGUCAUACAAUACUAAAUAGUUUAAACUUUUAUACACCACUCAGGGAAAGUCUUCGAAUUAAAACUUUUCUUCUACAUGCCUUUCGAAGGCAUGUAGAAGAAUAUUCUAAGAUGUAUUUUUCUUUAAACUUUUGUAACCUUUAAGAAUUUUUACACAUAAUGUUUUAUUUGUUUUGCCCCGUUAACAAAUAAAACAUGAAAUGGGCAGCAAAAUAUGAUGUUCACAUGUGGACGCCAGGUCUCCGGGGGUUAAGCUAGUCUUGAUUGAUGAUGUAAUUUAUUGAAUCUUUCAACUGUACUGUAAUUGUUUUAGAAGGAGCUGCUGUGUUCAGUCAUCCGUUCCUAAGAACACUCAAUGUGCUACUUACUGUCUUAAUUUGACAUUAUAUCCCCGUAUGUUGUUGUAUAUAUGCACUGUACAGAUAUAUUUUUCUAUCCUUUGAUAAAAAUGUUUUUGACAUUUUUUAUGUUAAUGGU
Cololabis saira (Pacific saury) is the source of this 2472-nucleotide messenger RNA. RefSeq lists its product as uncharacterized. Bases 105 to 782 code for a protein of 225 amino acids. NCBI's taxonomy places the organism in Eukaryota, Metazoa, Chordata, Actinopteri, Beloniformes, Belonidae. The transcript is spliced from 6 exons. The record is from RefSeq and is a predicted model, not a curated record.